GCAACAGGCUGUUUUGUACAACAUAGGAUAUAUUCUAGAGAUUUAGUAUUCAAAAGGAGUUGGAUCCUAACAAACUGGGUAACAGGAAUGGGGAACAAAAUUGUAACGUUUACGGAACAGCAGUUAGAAGAUUAUCAGGACUGUACGUUUUUUACAAGGAAGGAAAUAUUAAGAGUGUUCAAAAGAUUUCGAGAGGUGAACCCGGAACUAGUCCCGAAGCGAAUGACUGAAAACCAAGCUCACACAAUAGCGGUGCCAGUUGAAGAAAUAGAAAAACUUCCUGAAUUAAAGGAGAAUCCUUUCAAGCGUCGCAUCUGCCAAGUAUUCUCGCACGACGGCUCCGGCAACCUCACGUUUGAGGACUUCCUCGACAUGAUGUCGGUCUUCAGUGAAGCGGCGCCGAGGGAUAUUAAAGCCUGGUAUGCAUUCCGUAUCUACGACUUGGAUGACGACAUGUUCAUCGGCCGCGAGGAUCUGUUAGAAGCCACUCGGUUGCUGACCAAAGGCGAGCUGCACCCGCAGGAAAGAGAUGAGAUAGUCGCCAGUGUGCUGGAUGAAGCCGACGUGGAUGGAGACGGGAGACUGUCCUUUAUGGACUUCGAGCACGUUGUUGUACGGGCACCUGAUUUCUUGUCCACUUUUCAUAUUAGAGUUUAAAGAAUGAUAUGUGACUAGGUUUUUCUUUGUUUGAGAGCACUUGCAUAUAUCACUGGCAAUUGAGAGGAUUUUGUUCCUUUUAAAAAUUUAGAUUUACUGAAAAAUUCACCCCGAAACUGUCACUAUGUUUUUAUAUUUAAGUGUCUUUUAAUUUGUAAAAUGUUGGUUUAAAAAUAA
This is a messenger RNA of Papilio polytes (common Mormon), 834 nucleotides long. It is a transcript of the gene Cib2, whose product is annotated as calcium and integrin-binding family member 3. The transcript has 5 exons. Gene Ontology annotation, molecular function: calcium ion binding. NCBI's taxonomy places the organism in Eukaryota, Metazoa, Arthropoda, Insecta, Lepidoptera, Papilionidae. The coding region runs from base 88 to 657 and encodes 189 amino acids. The record is from RefSeq and is a predicted model, not a curated record.